UUCCUCCCCCGUUCCCCUCUCCUCCUCCUCCUCCUCCUCCUCUCCCGGUGGAGUGCCCCAAUCCUCCUCUUCCUCCCUCCUCAACCCUACUCCGACUCCGACGCGACGCGCGAGACAGCGGCCGCGGAGCAAACGAAAACUAAAAAAAGGGGGGGAGAUCGCGACGGGAUAAACGCUUGCGCCCGCCCCGAUCCGAUUCCCGCUCGCGGGGGGCCGGAUUGGAUUGGAUCCUCGGAUCCCCCCAGCGCGGAGGCGAAUUCAGGGCCCAGAUCCCCGCGAUUCCGGCGCCGGCGGCGGGGAUGAGAGGCCGGAGGGCAUGCCUGUGGUGGCGGCGGCAGGAGUGAGGCGGCGGCGACACCAGCAGCGGCAGCGGCACCACCAGCGGCGGCGGCGGCGGGACAGCCUGUGUUUGAGGCCGGAGAGUAGCGGCCGUCCAGGAGGGGGUGGCGGUGGGUGAUCCGGGGCCCGAGGCGGCCGUGCCAUGUCUCGCUGCUUCCCGUUUCCGCCACCAGGAUAUGAGAAGACCGCGCGCCCCGACGCCCAGCUAGUCUCCAACCUUCAGCAGCUCGACAAGGAGAAACACAAAGAGAAGAAGCAUAAGAAGGACAAGAAGGACAAAGAUAAAAAAGAAGGUAAAGAAAAGAAGGAUAAAGACAGGAGUAAGGAUAAGCACAAAGAUAAGAAAGAUCGAAAAGAAAAACACAGAGACAAGAAAAAAGAUAAGAGCAAAGAUAAAAGCAGGGAGUCGGUAGAAGGAAUUGAAAGACAUGAUGAGGUUCUCCAUGAUCAGAAGGUUGGAGAGAGCAGCAGGAAAUCUGAAGAAAUUAAGGAUCUUAAAUCCAGGGAGGAUUUGGUCAGAAAGAUACCGGAUGAGAAAGGGGCGGCGAGUCGACCUAUUGAAAAUCAUGCUGUUUCAAAUGAUAGAAGUCGCGGAGGCUUCAGUGCAUCACCUGCAAUUGAGAAUGAAAGACCUGCAGUUAAUAAAAUGCAUAUUCAUUCUAGUAAUGCUUCAAGGAAAAUUGAGGGGUUGGGACAACAGAACAUCAACAUCAAUCAACAAAAGAAUGGGACAUCGAUGCGGCAUUCUGAAAACUUCACUACUUCAGCUCAGAGACCUGCUGCUGGCUUUGCACCAGCACCUACGAUGGAGGAAAGAGGCAGAGUUGGGAGGCCUCCCUCCAAUACUGAAGCCACACCAAGAAAAGAGGGGAUUGGACAGCGAAUCAGUAACAUUAGCAUAUUGGUUCAGAAGAGAACUGAGACUACAAACAAAGAUCUUGCAAAGAAAGAAGUUGGCACCACCUCGCCAUUGCUUCCAAAUCAUGCUAAUACUAUGCAGAAAGGAAAUGGCAAGGUUGGUAGGCCAAUGGAGAACACAGCAGUAUCCAUGCAGAGACUGGACAGUCCAUCGACAUCCAGCGCAGCAGUGGGGAUGGAUAGAGGAAUACCCAGGUCAACUAUCCCAAGCCCAAGCAUUACAAUUCGGAGACCAAAUGGAAUGGUGCGGUCAUCUGAAAACCUUUCUGCCUCUGCUAAUAAACACGAUGCUGGAGCCCUUUCUCCUGCUAUGUGGAAGGAAAAGGAACAUGGUGGAAGGUUGCCACAGCCUAAUAUUUCAACUGAUCAGAAAGUGGUUAUGUCAAAACCUCCAGCUGCGGUCAAGGCUGCAGAUGGAAGAGCUGAAAGGAUGGAGAAGGUCAGAGAUGGGGCACCUGAUGUUGCCAAGAAAGAGGACAAGAAAAGUGAUCGGCAUGAGAAAAAGAAAAGGAAAGAGAAAGAUAAACACAAAGAGAAGAAAAAGGAGAAAGAGGCAAAGAAGGAGAAAGCAGAACAUAAUCACAAAGAGCAUGACAAGCUAAAAGAUAACAGUAUAAAUUAUCCGAUAGAUAGUCUUCAGUUGAAGCCCUCAGCCCCUCCUUUAGCCCCACCGGUUGAUGAUGGAAAAUCUAAAUCUGUUGUGCCUGAUGAGAAGAAGCGAAAGAGUCAUGAGACGAAUGGUUACUUACAAAACAUUCAUGAUAUGCGGCCUACAAAGUUGCCGAGACCAGCCCUCCCCAACAACCGUGUGGAGAAUGGUAACGCAUCUCAUGUAGCCGCGCCACUCUCUUCUGUGAAGCCAGAAGCCGUAAAUACUGAAAAGGCUGAAAGGCUCCACAAGAAGGAAGAGAAGUUCAAUGGCAACCAACAGGCUCAGCAGCAACCGCCAGUCGAUCCAGUGGCUGCAUAUGAAAAUGGCAUGCCUUCUAGGAAGUCACCUCACCCUGACUGCAAGUAUCUUAGCCAGAUAUACAGCAUUCCUGAAGCACCUCAAAUGACGGAAUGGUCUGAGCAUGAAGGUGAGGACUGGCUGUUCGACCAAGGUAGCAGCACCCAAUUAAGGAAGAGCGAUUCGGAGCUUGAGGCUGAUGGAGCUCCCCAAGUGUGGGCUCAGGCUCUGAAAAUUGACCCUGCUGAUGUCAUUGCUUUACCGUAUGUCAUCCCGUUUUAGGUUGCUGAGUGGUGAUCGUCUGAAGCUGAAACAUCAAAGAACAAUGCCAACUCUGCUUGUUUCUGCUAGUGCUCUUGCUAUGACUUGAGUAGCUCGGCAUGCUUGUGAUAUUUCAUACAUUCACAGGUAGCUGUUGUCAUAACUGCAUGCACCCUUCCUAGUUUGGUGCAUGGCGUGCAGCACUUGUGUGAGGCAGACGUUGGCAGGGGGAGUAGCCCAGUUGAUUGCUGCAUUGAGAAACAGACUGUUGGUUGCCAAGAGACUGCAUUCUGUAACGAAGUGGUUAGCUGUUAUCGCUGCACAAUUUUGAUCUGUAAGGUGUAAAAGCAUUUUAAAUACCAAAAUGUACAUUAGAGAGGGGGCUGAGGAGAGGGAAGACUUAGAUUCUUCAUUUAUAGUAGUUGGAUGGAUUUGAGCUGCUGCUACCUGAGAAAGAUGUGCUUCUGCUUUAUUUAUUGGGAAAAAAAAAAGUUGGCACUUCACCUUGACCUGCCUUGUGUAUAUAACUCUAGUUUGCAUAGAGACCAUAGAUGCUGAGGUGUCUUACCUGAGGUUGUAACUUUACUUGUUGGUCGGCAUUUGAUGUUAUAGACUCGUCAAUAUCACAAGUGAAUUUUGAAUUAGCGUAUCAUUUGACCUUU
This is a messenger RNA of Setaria italica (foxtail millet), 3129 nucleotides long. RefSeq names its product myb-like protein X. The record is from RefSeq and is a predicted model, not a curated record. The transcript has 3 exons. The coding region runs from base 482 to 2488 and encodes 668 amino acids. NCBI's taxonomy places the organism in Eukaryota, Viridiplantae, Streptophyta, Magnoliopsida, Poales, Poaceae.